CAGUCUCUCGCAACUGAGCUCUGGUUUCAGAAUGGCAACAAAACUUCCAUUUCUCGUACCCCACCAAACUCCCACCUCCCCACCGCCUUUUGAAUCCCAACGCUCUCGUUUUCCUUAUUCCCGCCAAAAUCUUCUCUCAAUCUCUCCAACAACCAGAAUCUUUUCAGUUUCAAGUGAUCAAUCAGCAUCCUCAUCAUCACUAUCUCUAAACAAAAGUAAUGUCUUUCUCUCGCCUCCUUUCCCUAAUCCUUCCGAUCAGACCCGAAAUGUUACCGUCAGAUCCCAGAUAAAUUUCCCCCUCAUUUCUCCCCACGACCAAUGGGGCACGUGGACUGCCCUCUUCGCUACCGGCGCUUUCGGUAUCUGGUCAGAGCGGACCAAGAUUGGUAGCGCAUUGAGUGGGGCGCUAGUCAGCACUUUGGUUGGUCUCGCAGCUAGUAAUUUGGGGAUUAUUUCAUGUGAAUCCCCUGCGUACAAAAUUGUGUUGGAGUUUUUGCUCCCCUUAGCUGUUCCAUUGUUGUUGUUUAGAGCUGACUUGCGUCGCGUGAUUAAGUCCACGGGGGCCCUUCUAUUAGCUUUCUUGCUGGGAUCAGUUGCAACAACAUUUGGAACAGCAUUGGCAUUUCUGAUUGUCCCAAUGCGGUCACUUGGUCAAGAUAGUUGGAAAAUAGCAGCUGCCCUCAAGGGUAGACACAUUGGCGGAGCUGUAAAUUAUGUUGCUAUUUCCGAUGCUCUUGGUGUUUCUCCAUCAGUUUUAGCUUCUGGAUUAGCUGCAGAUAAUGUUAUUUGUGCAGUAUAUUUUACGUCAUUGUUUGCGUUGGCUUCUAAAAUACCGGCCGAAUCUUCACCACCAACCACUGAUGUUUCAAUGGAUUAAGAAUCCAACCCUGGUGGCAAAAUUCCUGUUCUGCGGUUUGCUACAGCGCUUGCUGUAACCUUAGCUAUCUGCAAGGCUGGUACUUAUCUCGCGAAAUAUUUUGGCAUUCAGGGAGUUAGCCUGCCGGCCAUAACAGCUAUUGUUGUUAUUUUAGCAACUGCACUUCCAGCUCAAUUUAAUAAACUUGCACCAGCUGGUGAGGCUAUGGCUCUAAUUCUAAUGCAGGUAUUUUUUACGGUAGUGGGUGCAAGUGGUAACAUAUGGAAUGUCCUCAACACGGCUCCAAGCAUUUUCUUGUUUGCUCUUGUCCAGAUAUCUAUCCAUCUCGCUGUGAUCCUUGGAUUAGGAAAGCUAUUCCGAUUUGAUAUGAAGCUGUUGCUUAUAGCAUCAAAUGCAAAUGUCGGAGGCCCUACAACUGCAUGUGGAAUGGCCACGGCCAAAGGUUGGAGUUCUUUGAUUGUUCCUGGUAUUCUUGCUCGCAUUUUUGGAAUUGCCAUUGCAACUUUUCUUGGCAUUGCCUUUGGAGUGACAGUCCUAAAAUACAUGUAGAACCUGCAAAAGUCUAUUCUUUUGGUAUCAGGCUCAUAAAUAACAUUUGUGAACUUCACUUUCAAUGCAUAUUGCUGUUGAUUUGCGAAGUCUCUGUUGAAGAGGACUGUUUAGAAAGAUUUGUACCGAAUGAAUCAAAACAUUAACAUGAUCCUCAAGGGACAAAUCUGCUUUGAAGAGAGGAAAUCCAACCUUAAAAAGAUAAUAUGAUUUAAGUCUCAAUGAGAUGUAGGCGUACCCAAUUAUUCAU
This is a messenger RNA of Pistacia vera, 1676 nucleotides long. RefSeq lists its product as uncharacterized. NCBI's taxonomy places the organism in Eukaryota, Viridiplantae, Streptophyta, Magnoliopsida, Sapindales, Anacardiaceae. The transcript is spliced from 6 exons. The record is from RefSeq and is a predicted model, not a curated record.